Cryptosporidium ubiquitum is the source of this 1143-nucleotide messenger RNA. RefSeq names its product short-chain dehydrogenase family protein. Lineage: Eukaryota; Apicomplexa; Conoidasida; Eucoccidiorida; Cryptosporidiidae. The transcript has a single exon. Bases 1 to 1143 code for a protein of 380 amino acids. The record is from RefSeq and is a predicted model, not a curated record.
AUGGAUAAACCCAAAGGAAUUUUGAUGUACGUUCUCCUGAGCUCUGUGCUCUCUGAGCCAGCAUUUAUCUCGAUGUCCACCUUUACCAUUGGUAUAAUAGCACCUUUAGUUCUCUAUCACUCAGAGUUGAUAGAAAUAAACAAUCCAACUCUGAUUGCACGUGGAAUUAUUACUAUAAUUUAUCUCUCUUGUUUGCUUGCUAUUUGCAGGUUUAUCUCUUUCGGAAAGUGCUUACCAGGAGGAAUGUUGAAAAAUAAAAGCUUAAUGAAGGGCAAGACUGUUGUAAUAACUGGCUGCACCAGAGGAAUUGGACUUGAAACUGCCAAGCAACUAGCAUCAUGGGGAGUAUCUGAAUUAAUUAUGUGCUGCCGCGAUAUUGUGGCUAUGGAAAGUGCCAAAAGUCAACUUCUUUCUAAUGGAUUGCCACUUAAUAGAGUUCAUUCAAUCGAAUGUGAGUUGUCAUCUUUACAAAGUAUUAAAUUAUGUUCAAGGAAAAUUUUUUCAAUAGUAGACAAGAUCGAUAUCUUGAUUAAUAAUGCAGGUGUUAUGGCACCACCAUUCCAGCUAAUAAACCAAGUUGAAAGGCAAUUCAUGACAAAUUACCUCGGCCAUUAUUACCUAACAAUGAAUCUGAUGCCUCUACUUCAAAAAUCUAAAUCAAGAAUAAUAAAUGUUUCAAGCAUCGCCCACUUAGCUGCGCCUUUCGGAUUCGAUAUUUCUGAGCUUGAGAAUGUUAAUCGGAAAAACUAUGAUAGAACUAGAUUCUAUGGUAUUAGUAAGCUAUGCAAUAUAUACUUCACAAGAGAAUUGCAGAAAAGAUUUGGUUCGUUUGGUUUGUUCGCCGUAGCAUUGCAUCCAGGAUGUGUGAAUACCGAUUUAGGAAGAUAUAUAAAGGAAGGUAGUACUAUAUUUGUUUUAUUUUACCCAUUAAUGAAGUUAUUUUCUAAAACUCCGUUCUCAGGUGCUCAAACUACGCUUUACUGUUGUGCAAUCCCUGAUGAAAAACUAAUUCCUGGAGGAUACUAUUCUCAAUGCGCACUGGAUAUAUCAUCGCCUGUUUCGUUAGAUAUGGAUGUAUCAGAAAAACUUUGGGAUUACUCCAGAAUCCUCUGCGAAAAAAUAAUUAAUUCAGAAAUCAAAUAG